GGGAUCGUCCUGGAGAACAGGCGGCGAGGUUAGGUCUUGGCUUCGGAGAUUCUCAGGUCUGAUGGAGGGAGCUAAAGGAGAGGGGCCGGCUGGAGGCGGCGCCAUGGAGAACAGCGUGGAGCAGCCUCGCCAGCAGGACCACCUCAUUCGGGAUGGGGACUUUGUGGUGCUGAAGAGAGAGGACGUGUUCAAAGCCGUGCAGGUGCAGCGGAGAAAAAAAGUUACUUUUGAGAAACAGUGGUUUUUUUUGGAUAACGUCAUUGGACAUAGUUAUGGAACUACAUUUGAAGUAUCCAGUGGUGGGAAUCUUCAGCCCAAGAAGAUGAUGGAAGAGAUCACUUCAGAAACUAAAGAAGCUGGUAUUGAUAAUCGAAAUAUAGUUGAUGAUGGAAAGUCUCAGAAACUUACUCAAGAUGACAUAAAAGCUUUGAAGGACAAGGGCAUUAAAGGAGAGGAAAUUGUUCAGCAGUUAAUUGAAAAUAGUACAACAUUCCGAGAUAAGACAGAAUUCGCCCAGGAUAAAUAUAUAAAGAAGAAGAAGAAAAAAUAUGAAGCAAUCAUUACUGUUGUGAAGCCAUCUACCCGUAUUCUUUCAAUUAUGUAUUAUGCAAGAGAACCUGGAAAAAUUAACUACAUGCGAUACGAUACACUGGCCCAGAUGUUGACCUUGGGGAAUAUCCAUGCUGGCAAUAAAAUGAUUGUAAUGGAAACUUGUGCAGGCUUGGUGCUGGGUGCUGUAAUGGAGCGGAUGGGGGGUUUUGGAUCAAUCAUUCAGAUGUACCCAGGAGGUGGUCCUGUUCGAGCAGCAACAACUUGUUUUGGAUUUCCAAAAUCUUUCUUUAAUAGUCUUUAUGAGUUUCCCCUUGGCAAAGUGAACUGUCUUCUAAAUGGAACAUUUUCUUCCAAAGCUUUGCCUUCGGAGUCCAAAGACAGUAUUUCAGUAGAAGAAAACAAUGGCACUCUUCUUGAUGACCUACAGACUUCUCCAAAGGAGAUAGAAGAAAAUAUUGUUGAAGUUAUAGAAAAUAACCAUCCUCAACAAGAAACAAUGGAAGUUAUUUCCCAAGAGCCAGAAUAUAAGGAGCACAAAGAAAGAGGAAAUAAAAAAGACUAUAUUCAAGAAUUCCAAAGAAAACAAGAACAACAGAAGAAAAGACAAAUAGAAGCUGCUACUCUGUUGAAUGAAAGAAAUGCGGAUGGUUUAAUUAUAGCCAGUCGAUAUCACCCAACACCACUGGCUCUUUCUUUGCUGGAAUUUGUUGCUCCUUCAAGGCCUUUUGUUGUCUACUGUCAUUAUAAAGAGCCACUGGUAGAGUGCUAUACAAAAUUAAGAGAAAGAGGAGGAGUUAUUAAUCUCAGGCUGUCAGAAACCUGGCUCAGAAAUUACCAGGUUCUGCCAGAUCGAAGUCAUCCCAAAUUGAUGAUGAGUGGAGGUGGAGGUUAUCUUCUCUCAGGCAUCACUGUUGCCAAUGAUAAACAAAAAUCAGAAUCCUGUGUAUUAGAGUUACAAAAGACUGAAGAGCCAACAGCUAAAAAACGAAAAGUUCAGGAGUCUGACUCAACCCUUGAAGAUCUACCUUGAUUUUACUUCCAAGGAUUCUUUGAAUUAGCAAUUCACAUUCUUAACAUGCCAUUACCAAUUGCUCCUUGGUACCGUAAGAGCAUGUUUACACAGCCAUUCUUGGAAACCUGGUUGUGUUAAUGUAUUUUAAAGAAGCUUUUCCCGGUUAACACCUGGCUGCUGGGAAGGAAAAAAACUCUCCAACCCACUUUAUGGACAAAGGUGUCAGAUCCACUCUGGCAUGGAGGUGCUGGGAAAACCAAAGCCUUUUGGCAUGAAAUGGAAUUAAGUUUGACUUAACUAAGAUCACUUCUGUGUCUUAAAAUAGUGUGUCAAUUAGUGUCUUAAAAAUUCAGAUAAAAAAAGAAAAAGAAUCCCAACACAUUUUGUAUAUAGGACUAAACUUGGUUUUAACCAAUUGAAAAUUCUUUAGUCAUAUGCACAUACAUGUGUAUUUGAAAGGAUUUAUGGAAGAAAAGUUUAAGCAGUAUGGGAGGUUUUAUAUAGUUUGCAUACCAAAUAUUUACUAUAUCUCUCCAGUGGUAUUAUCUACAUUUUAAAAUUGUAUUGGUUUUUAUUAUUUUUAAUAUGUGACAACUUGAAGUUGUAAAUUUUUGUUUUAUUGCUAUCUAUCAUGGUAUAUGGAAGGGUCGUAAUAGGGUUACUUAGUUUUUGUUAAUUUUCAAAAGACUUUCAUUCUUCAUUUCCAAUAAGACUAUUCUAUUUUUUCUCUCAAUUAAGGGGAUUUUUUUGCAUAUGGUUUUGUUUUGUUUUUUUUUCAUGAGGGAUCUCUUUCUUAUAAAGGGGCAAAUGGGCCAUCAGUGCUUGAGGUAUGACAAUAAAAUAAUGAGACUUUUUCACAUGAUUUAUAAAACUAGUCGCAUCUAGUUUCUCACCUCAACCCAAUACAUUUUAAAGAGUCUUCUGUUUCAAGACUAUAAAUUAAUGUAGUCAGUGAUAGUCGUGAUGCCAGUUUGCUGAGCCUUAGCAUAAUUAAAUAGUUAUAUUUUUAAAAUUUUUAAUAAAUUGGCCUUGAUUUCAUUAUUCAUUUGCAACUGAAGAAAGGUUUUCAGAUUAUGCCCAAGACAGAUGAUUUGUCUUCAGAGUUUUUGAAUGUUUGUUGAGAUAGUGUGGUUAUUAAUAUUUAUUUAAAUAUUAAUAAUUUAUUAUUAAUGUUAUCUUACUGUGAAAUUCUCAUGGGAAAAAGAGUUAGAGGAUAUUCAUGAUCAGCCUUAUGUUAUUUAAACUGCUAGAUCUGUACUUUGUAUUCUGAUAAUGGCAAAUGAUAAUUAUUAACAAAUACACAUCUUGGUAUUUUUUAUCUUUGCCAGCCAUGCAUUUCAUACUGAAACUUAGCUCACAGUAAAUCUGUGUUUUUCUAAUGCCACUAUCUGAGUACAUUGUGAAACAUGGGCUGUAAUGAACAGAAAAGACAUUUGCUUGGUUACAGAUUCCAAUCCUACAAGUAUUUAUUAAUUGUCUGCUCUGUGCAAGGUCCUGUGUGACGUAAUAAGGGUACAAAGACAAAACAAAACACAGUUCCUGACCUCAAAGAACUUAAUUCUAUUGGAAUGUAUUGUUAUUGUUAACUUGCAGACAUGGUUCAUAAAUCUAAUGGGUGAAAUUAUAGUAACCUAGUACACAAUAAUACACAAUGACUGUCUUUUUAAAAUUAUUUAUUUACUUAUUUUGUAGUCAUUUAUUAUCUCUCCCUCCCACUGCUCUCCCUACUUCCACAAUUGAACAAUUAAAAAAGCACGAACAAUAAAACAUUCAUAACAAA
Messenger RNA from Vombatus ursinus (common wombat), 3344 nucleotides. RefSeq names its product tRNA methyltransferase 6 (gene TRMT6). Bases 62 to 1582 code for a protein of 506 amino acids. Gene Ontology annotation, biological process: tRNA methylation. The transcript is spliced from 11 exons. NCBI's taxonomy places the organism in Eukaryota, Metazoa, Chordata, Mammalia, Diprotodontia, Vombatidae. The record is from RefSeq and is a predicted model, not a curated record. Gene Ontology annotation, cellular component: tRNA (m1A) methyltransferase complex; nucleus.